GCGAUAUCGGCGACCCAUUGUGUAAAAAGGCACGUGGAGAGUCUGAUGCAGCCGUAAGAUGCACUGGUGAAAACCGUGAUUCAGUUCGUCGCAAACAAGUUGACGCGCAUGUUCAGGCGUUUCUUAAAGCGGUGCUGGAUCGUGCACGCGGGUCCAAGACAAGUGGUACUUCGAGUGCGCCGUUACCGAAACCGAAACAGUGUGAUGCUACAACGCAGACUGAGAAUCGUUGUGAUGUAACGGACCAGCUCCAGAACAUGAUGUCGACGGUACAAUCAUGCGAAGUGCACGAAUAUGCUAAUGGUUCGGCCGAACUGAAUGCUGCGGACCCUGAGAAAAAUACUAACGUUCCCAACCGCGCUAUGUAUAGCCAGGAAACAUUGAGGCUGGUGUCUCAAAAUGCGGAUCUAUACAACAGAGCUCACGUUGAACUGUAUUCGGAUAUACCUGAGUACGCUCAGUACUAUACUGGCUUAAACAUAAAGACUUCAGAUUCUGAACCUGUUGGGCACAUGUCAUCAGCCAAUGUCAGGCGCGCAAUCACUCAAUGGAUGGAGAGCUACGAACAGUGGUUCUACCAAAAUUUCGGAGUUGACGUUAAGUCCGCCCUAGCCCCUCCUCAAACAGUUUCUCAUAUCCUUUCAGUCCCUUCAGUCAGCACCGUUCAUUCUCAGCCGUUUGCAAGCCAAACGAUGCCCGUUCACUGCACUUCAGAAGUACAGACGGCAACGGUGGUAUCUGGUGCUCCAGUGAGCUAUCUGGUUUCAGAAGGUUCCCUGUAUACGCCUGAAAACCAACAAUUUUCCCCAUACGUUUCAUUGCUCCCCUCCUUUUAUACAUCCGCAGCAUUCAGUAAUUUAGCCACACAAGGUAUGCCGUGCAUUCCUACCAAUCAAGUUAGUCCGCUGUUCAUUUAUCCCAGUGAACUGGCCCAUCUUGCGGCCUAUCAGUUCCCCAACAUCCCGUCGCCACAUACACAUGUUUCUGCCGUAACCACUUCCUUUCCCGAGCAUGCUGCUCAAAUUUCCUUUCAUCCACAACGCGGGGAUCAAUUGGGGAACUUUCCGGAGAUGUCUGCACAUGGAGGUGAACCUGCCUGCAACGGUGUUGUACCAGAUUAUUCUGUGGAAGUACAAACCUCGGCAAUGCUGGCGGCUUUGUCGCUCCCGGUUUCGAGCGGUCGACAGCCAACAAUGGGUCAGUGGGGUCCUUUACUGCGCUACGGAACCUAUGGCCGACUUCCAUCCAUUUCGGAGAUCCGGUUCUUAAAGGAGCAGACACCCGCGUUUAGUGGAACUUGUGCUACUUCCUCAUCAGGAGACUCAUUGAGUAGUUCACCAUUGUCACCGUCUCGUUCCAAGAAGAUGCCUCCACCGCCGCCUACGUUCAUACUUCUGCGAAGACAGGCUAUGAUCUGCGCUCUACAGUUAUCCUGUCGUGACCGGGCACGGGAGCUUUUUUACCGUGAGAAGGAAAACACUAGCGGAUUAAAGUUGGACUUCGUUUCAGAGCUCGAACGACUCUCCGAGAAAAGUAUCAACAUAAAGCCGGUGUAUCUGUUCACACGAAUGCGUAUGCUUCCGUCAUCUGAACGAACUUAUUACGUAUCCCAUAAUUUGUCUACUUCGGCAAACGCUCGUCACCAGAUCUCAAGAAUACGUGGAUUUCAGGGAGUGUAUACAAAGACAGAACCAUUCUAUGGUGUAGACGACAUGUACUUAUGUGACCUACUCAUUGGGGAUGUCCUUAUCGCAGAAGCUUGCUCCACAUUCAAAGUUCAAGCACAGCUUUCGGCCGCUAGACAGGCCUUCCGAGUUUUCUCCCAACCAUGUUUUUUGGUUGGUUCCAUUCGAAGAUGGGAUGAAAGUGACUAUUUGGUAUUGUGUCUCAGUCCCAAGGCUGAAAUGGUUCCACAACUGCCUCCGUUUCUCAGUGACCCCUUCGAAUCCCUGUCAAAGAAAGAUCGCACUAUCCAAUCUGAGGAAAAUUUCGAGGUUAUCAAUCCUAAACCUGCUGAAGAACUUUGGAUUUUUAUGGCCAAUUACCCUCUCAGUGCUCUUGAUGAACAGAUGCAUUGGGAUCGCAUUCUCGCUCAAUCAGCUGAAUUCAGCCAAAUGACAAUCAGCUUCGAAGUUGAGGUGAAUACAGAAAAAGGAACAUUCGUCUGUUCGGCACUACUUGAUAAUCAACGAUUUCCUCCAGUUUCCUCUUCGUCAGUCGACAAAGCUCAACUCGAAGCUACCCGCGAACUUCUCACGAGCCUCCGAAAAACGCAACCUGUUGUCGGCUUGCAGGCUGAUUGUAUAAAGGACAGUGGAUCUCUAAUGGGAGUUCCCGAUGGUGUCCUUGUCGAUACGCUGAUGUGGGGCAAGGAGGAACUCGAGCUCGCAAUAGCAAUUGAACAACUUGAAGCACAUUGCGACGUCCCGAUUCCUUCAGAUGCUGAAGUUGGCCCAGGAUCGAAAAAUGUCUCAUCUACACCCAUCACCAAUCCAAAGGAUCGAUUUCGGUCAGCACGUCGCCUGGAUGCUUUCUUGCAAGCCUAUGCAGCAUCCUCCUUAGUCACACCGUUACGUUUGUCACGUUCCGUCGUCCCGCCAAACUUAUGGGCAGAGGUGCGUACAAUGUCUUCCAACUGGGGCUUAUUGUGCCAGGUGGAUUUUCCACCGAAUACUCGCGAAGCUGCUGCUCUGUUUGUGUGCAAAAGGGCACCAUUACCCCGCCUUAAGCGCACGCUUUACGACCAGGAGAAUUAUGGUUGCCUCCGGCUGUUAGAUAAGGGCAAUUUGUCGUCAGCUGCUUUGAGGCGCUUGCUUCUUUCUGAUCCAUUGGUGAGCGUCAAUGGUAACGGUACUUCGUCACCAACGUCUUCACCUGAAGCACAGACGGUCUCGCCCGUACAUGCCUUUCCCCCCCGCAAUACUUCGUUGUUCCAAGAGGAUGAUCCAUAUGGCGACGAGCCCGUUACACGCUUGGCCCGACAUUUUAUAGCGACGGCCCCUCUAUCCAACGUAAAGAUGGAACCCGAAACGCAUGAUAGUCAGGUGCGACCUAUUGAUGAUUGUAUUUUAGUGGGUGCGGAACUCAAUCAACCUUCAACGGCUAUCGAAAUUUUGGAUGAUCUUCCUCGAACGCUGAUACCGGGGAUAGAUUUCUAACGCACUGUUCUCAGUCCCAUUCUUGCACCAUAUACAAUAGCGCCUUCAGUCUUUAUAGCAUUUCACCCUAUUAGUACUUGGUGUACAUCUGAAAUCGUGCCUCCCUCCGGUAUUACAUCACCUGUAUAUGAUGUAUGUACAAAGCCCUGACAUGAGAAAAAUCUUUCAUACAAUCGUUCUUUUCAGUUUUGAUUGCAUCCGUGGAUUUUAUAUUUUUGCCUUGGGUUUUUAUUCAAUGCAAUGCUCUUUUCUCUUUUUCAUAUCUUUCCCUGAACCAUCCACCUGUC
Molecule: messenger RNA, 3445 nt
Organism: Opisthorchis viverrini
Lineage: Eukaryota; Metazoa; Platyhelminthes; Trematoda; Opisthorchiida; Opisthorchiidae
Exons: 7
Source: RefSeq, a predicted model, not a curated record